Messenger RNA from Thunnus maccoyii (southern bluefin tuna), 1154 nucleotides. RefSeq names its product transmembrane protein 11 (gene tmem11). Bases 16 to 666 code for a protein of 216 amino acids. Gene Ontology annotation, biological process: inner mitochondrial membrane organization. NCBI's taxonomy places the organism in Eukaryota, Metazoa, Chordata, Actinopteri, Scombriformes, Scombridae. Gene Ontology annotation, cellular component: mitochondrial inner membrane. The transcript has 2 exons. The record is from RefSeq and is a predicted model, not a curated record.
GAUCGCGUCCAAGCGAUGCGUCGACGCCGCUGGAACUACUACAUUACCCGCAAGGCUGUGCGCUGUCAUACGUCAGCUGCAAUCACAGUUUGUAUCUCCAACAUGGCGUCGCUGGGAAGGAGGCGCGGUGUCCCAGUAAGCAGGGAGAGGGGAGUGAUGGCGGCGACAGACUGCUACAUUGUACACGAGAUCUACAACGGCGAGAAUGCGCAGGACCAGUUUGAGUAUGAGCUGGAGCAGGCACUGGAGGCCCAGUAUAAAUACAUUGUUAUUGAGCCCACACGGAUCGGAGAUGAGACGGCCCGUUGGAUUACAGUGGGCAACUGCCUGCACAAGACGGCUGUGUUGUCAGGUGCCGCUUGCCUCCUGACGCCACUUUCACUGCCCGCUGAAUACUCGCGCUACGUGGCGUUGCCUGCUGGCGCCCUCAGUGUUGCCUGUGCUGCCCUCUACGGGAUUUCAUGGCAGUUUGACCCCUGCUGCAAGUACCAGGUGGAAUAUGACAGCCAAAAACUCUCGCGGCUGCCCCUGCAUACGCUGACCUCCUCCACGCCCGUGGUAUUGGUACGCAGGGAUGACAUCCACAGAAAGAGACUCCAUAAUACGAUAGCACUGGCUGCCCUGGCGUAUUGCGCCAAGAAGAUCUACGAACUCUAUGCGGUAUGAGUGCGCUCUGAAGAGGAUUUAAGAACCCACGGAGAAAAAGGAAAAAACAAAGAAAAAAAAAACAGAACCUAUCCACCCCCAGAUGUAAGAGAAGGGGAAGUCAUGAUCAGGCCCAGCAGUUAGCUCCACACACACGUGGUGGGUGCUUCUAUUUUGAACUUUGAUCAGAGGGAUAUAGUUAAAACUAGAAGGAAUUGUUUUUUCCCUUACAUUUCCUUUACCUCUAUGUGACAACAACAGCACACUUGUCUCUGUAGUACCCUUGCGCCUCCUCCCCUGUGCCCUCCACCUGCAUCCUUGACACACAAGAAGCUCGUGCACAAGGGUAUGGCAGAAGUUCCUCUGGACUGAAUCGUGUUGCGGUUGAGACGGACAGACAUGUUUUUGAGUACCAAGCUCUUUACCCGUUCCCUCGUAGUUUUACUGUACCCCUUUCUUGCUGAUCAGUACAUCACCCUUUCAUUAAACAUUAGGAUAUUUUAAACUCA